Messenger RNA from Malus domestica (apple), 3212 nucleotides. RefSeq names its product MDIS1-interacting receptor like kinase 2-like. Gene Ontology annotation, biological process: protein phosphorylation. Lineage: Eukaryota; Viridiplantae; Streptophyta; Magnoliopsida; Rosales; Rosaceae. The record is from RefSeq and is a predicted model, not a curated record. Gene Ontology annotation, molecular function: protein kinase activity; protein binding; ATP binding.
UUGGUGGCAACAAUUUCUCCGGCUCAAUUCCUUCCACUAUAGGCAACCUGACCAGGCUCAAGGUGUUAUAUCUGAUGGCGAAUCAAUUAAGUGGAAGUAUCCCACCUGAAGUAGGAAAGCUCAAAUUUAUUACUGAUCUAGGAUUGGUGGAUAAUAAACUCAAUGGCUCCCUUCCUUCAGAAAUGAAUAAUUUUACAUUUCUGAAGCAGUUGUGGUUGAGCAACAACAACUUUUCUGGCAGCAUUCCACAAGGCAUAUGCAUCGGCGGAGUACUUGAAACGUUUACAGCACACAGCAAUCAGUUCACAGGCCUCAUGCCUGGAAGCUUGAGGAACUGCACCAGCUUAGUUCGAUUGAGGCUUGAGAGGAACCAGCUGACAGCAAACAUAGCGCAAGAGUUUGGCAUUUAUCCAAAACUAACUUAUGUUGAUUUGAGUUACAACAGAUUUUAUGGGGAGCUUUCUGAGAACUGGGGCCAGUGCCAAAACUUACAAAGCUUGAGGCUCAGCAACAACAGAAUUUCUGGGGCAGUUCCACGGUUUGAGAGAUCAAUGCAGCUGCAUGUGCUUGUCCUCUCUUCAAAUAAUCUCACAGGGACAAUCCCGAUUGAACUAGGGGGGUUGACAUUAAUGUUCAACCUUAACCUUGGUGAUAACAAACUGUCAAGCAGCGUUCCUGUGGAGAUUGGAAUGCUAACCAAUCUACAACAUCUUAACUUAGCUGCCAACGAUUUCAGUGGACCAAUUCCUAAACAAUUAGACAGGUGCAGAGAAUUGUUGAACUUGAAUUUGAGCAGAAACAGAUUUGGUGGCAGCAUUCCUCCUGAAAUAAGCAGCAUAGACUCUCUUCAAGUUCUUGAUCUGAGUCAAAAUUCACUGAUGAGUGAAAUCCCACCGCAGCUUGGGAAUUUGAUGAAAUUGGAAGCCUUGAAUCUCUCCCACAACGAGCUCUCUGGUUCGAUCCCAUCCACAUUCGAUAACAUGUUGAGCUUGACAGUUGUUGACAUGUCAUACAAUCAUUUGGAAGGUCCUCUUCCCAACAACAAAGCGUUCCACGAGGCUUCGACUCUAGCUUUUGCGAAUAACACAGGCUUGUGUGGCAAUGCAACCGGUUUGAAUGUUUGUCCGUCUGAAACAAGAGGGGAGAAAAAGAGCAGCAAAUCAGUUAUCUUCAUUGUACUACUUGUUUUAGGCAUCCUUUUUUUUGCAUUUGUUGUAACUGGGAUUCUUUGCGUGGUCUACUAUCCACGGGAAGCACAAUUAAAUGAAGACCAAUUUGCAGUUUGGAGCUAUGAUGGAAGACUUCAGUAUGAAGACAUCAUUGAAGCCACAGAGGAAUUCAACUCCAAAUAUUGUGUGGGGGUGGGAGGCAAUGCAAGUGUUUACAAAGCUGAGCUCCCAACAGGCCGAAUUGUUGCGGUGAAGAAACUUCACAUGUUGCAGGACAGGGGAGUGGCAAAUCUCAAGGCUUUCGAGAGUGAGGUUCGUGCUCUUAUAGAAAUCCGUCACAGAAACAUUUUAAAGCUUUAUGGUUUCUGUUUGCAUCCGCAACACCCUCUUUUGUUGUACGAUUUUGUAGAAGGAGGAAGCUUGGAAAACAUACUGACUGACGAAAACCAUGCAGUUAAGUUUGGAUGGAUUGAGAGAGUGAAUGUUGUCAAGGAUGUUGCUAAUGCAUUGUCUUAUAUGCAUCAUGAUUGUUCACCUCCUAUAGUACAUCGAGACAUUUCGAGUAAGAACAUCUUGCUGGAUUUGGAAUAUAGAGCUUAUGUCUCUGAUUUUGGUACAGCUAAGCUCUUGAAUCUUGAGACUUCAAAUUGGACUUCGUUUGCAGGCACAUUUGGAUAUAGUGCUCCAGAGUUAGCAUACACGAUGGAAGUGAACGAGAAAUGCGAUGUUUAUAGCUUUGGAGUGGUAGCACUAGAAGUGAUCAUGGGAAAGCAUCCCGGAGACCUCCUCUCCUAUUUUUUGUCAUUGUCUUUAACAUCAACACCCGAACCUCUACAACUGAACGAUGUCUUAGACAAGAGCCUCCCGCCUCCUGGAAAUCAUGUUGUCAACAAAGUGAUCACCGUUGCAAACCUUGCAUUUGCGUGCUUGCGAACGAAUCCCCAAUCUCGACCAACCAUGCAACAAAUUUCCCGCGAGUUGUUAUUUUGAAGGACCAUUUUUGAAAAAGAUGUUUUAAGGCAAACACCUAAUUACAUAAGCUAUGACGAAACUCUAUGCUAAUAAAGCAAGUCAUAUUAACAUGAUGAGAGCCACUCUGAUCUCUGUCCGUAACCUGCAGACUGAGAGAUCCAGACCGUUCAAGCGAGCACAGAGAUGAGAUCAAAGGCGCAGAAAUGCUCGCAGCUGCUGCAAGCAAAAUUCAGAAGAUAUAAUGGGAGCGGUCAGCAGCAGUCUAAGUGGCAGCAGCUCAAGCAGGUAGGCAGCAUUGCAAGCCAGCAACACCGCAAGCAGGUAGGUAGCAUCGCACACAGGUAAGCAGCAUGCCUCGGUGCCCCUAGCGAGCCUAUGGUGAUGACAGGCUCGCCCCUCUGACGCUCCUCCUACUCUCUUAGCGGCACCAAGUAGGAAGUGUCAUGUUGAAGCGUGACCACCGACUUUGCCUUGCUCCGAGUUGGGACGCCGACAGAUUCGCCACUUGCAGCGGAGGUCCUGACGCUCCUUCCCUUGGUUGCGAAAGCAACUUGACCGUUCUUGGAAGCUAUUGAUUUCGAGGGUUGUUUGGAUUUCUUGAAUGGAGAAAGAGAUGAGGGGCAAAGAUUUUUGGGUGUGCCAAAUUUGUAAAGACGAAAUGCCUACAACAAAUAACACUACAAAAUAAUAUUUGUAUUAGUGAAUUUCGGGUUUAGGGUUAGAAUCUCUAUUUACAAAACUUGAAUCCUCUGAUUCGAUCUCCGAAGAUGUAAAUUGUGUGUGUUAUUCAUUCUUGAUCUUGAAUGAACAAAUGACACGUGGUUUUGGCUCUUGGCAAUGGAGGAACCAGCACAUGUAGGGGUGCUUAGUGGUCCUUCACAAGUGUGGUGAAUAAUGCAUAGAGCUUUUUGAAGCUUCCAGGUGUUUGAGAAUUUAAGGGGUUUGGGAGCAUUAGAGGUUUAACGUCUGAGCGUGAGAAUGAUUUUCUAGACCUUUCUUUAUCUUGGAGCCUUAUAUUUAUAGACUCUCACAAAGCUUUGUCUACGAAAUAACUAAGACUUGAUUUGUACC